UGACCGUGAACCAGUGUUGUGCCAUAUACGGGAGUUGCCCAGGGCCGAUGACGUUAAGAUGGCUGAUCUUCUUCGCUUGCGCAGUUUUUGCACAGUCAGAUGAUACUAGAGAAUAUCGGAGGGACAAGGCCUUAGGGAGACAGAAUGGAGGAGCCUUCCAGUGUCCUUCAGAAGGGUUCCACCCACAUCCCAACGACUGCAAGAUCUUCUACCGCUGUGUGGAAUGGGGAUCUUCCGGACAACCUCAGCUGACAGCCUUCCAGUUCGAGUGUGGUCCUGGAUCUGUCUUUGACAAAGACAGCGCUAUCUGCAUCCACGCCUCAGCUUCUCCAAGAGCAGAGUGUAGAGCCCUUGCUCCUCCUCCGGACCCAGAACCUGAACCUGGCCCAGGGGAAGGAAAUAACGAUGUUUCUCCUGUAGCCAACCCAGAACCAGGACAGUCACAGCCCGUUAGACCCGCAUAUCCAGAGUCGAAGCCAUCAGGAGGGGCGGAGUAUCCUGAUUAUGACGGAGGAACUGGAGGAAAUGAGGACGGCGAAUCACAAGGAUCAAACGAACAAAAGGUUGAAACACCUCCAUGCGCUGGAGAAGGGUUUUUCGGAGUCAAGGGAGCUUGCAGGCAGUUUUACAGAUGUGUGACUGAUGGAGCCGGAGGGUAUAUAAAGUACGACUUUUUAUGUGUCAAAGGCACAGUAUGGGAUGAGGCGACUGAGUCUUGUAAUCACGCUUGGGCAACCAAGAGAGAUGAUUGUAAAGAAGAACCAUCUGGGGAGGGAAGUUCAUCUAGUCAGCAAGUCGGAGGCUAUCCUCAGCAAGGUGGAACACCACCAAUCAGCACCGUGACUGAGGGAAGCAAUAGUUUUUCGUCGAGUGAGUCGUCAGUUUCAAGUGAAUCAACGGGAUAUCCAUAUCCAGGAAGCUCAGGAGGGAGUUGGUCCUCAACGACGGCCCAGCAAGGCCAAAUAAGUGGAACAAACCAACCAAGUGGAUCUGUUGUUUCAACUGAGGAACCGGACACACCUGAAGGUGAAGAAGAUAGUUCUGAUAGUGGAGAAUGUUCUUCAGAAGGGUUUAUGGAGGUCAAAAACAACUGCAAGAAGUUUAUAAGGUGUGUCUCUAAUGGCGAAGGAGGGUUCACAAAGCAUGAAUUCAAGUGUGCUGAAGGAACAGUGUGGGAUCAGACUCAAGAGACUUGCAACCAUCCGUACUUAGUCCAAAGGCCAGAUUGUGGAUUAACGACUCCUCGAGCUCCUCUAUCGGACUCGACCUUAGAUGAUUCAACAAUAACACAAACUUGGUCAAAUAGUACAUCUAGUAGUAGCAGUUCAAGCGCAUCGUCUGCAUCCUCUUGGAAUACAACGACUUCGAUAUCAAACAACAAUAACGGACAAACUACUUCGUCUGCUGGUGGAAGUCAGUCAGCUAUGGAAUCUAGCAGCAAUCAAAUGUCUUCUGCUUCUGGAGGUUCUACAACUACGACGUUAGGAAGUAGUCAAAGUGGUUCCGGCAGCUCACAGAACCAACAAUCAUCUUCUUCUGGUGGCCAGUCUCAAACAGCUUCAGCAGCAAACAAUCAGCAAUCUUCCUCCUCAGGAAGUAGUAGUCAAAGUACUUCUGCUGCAAAUAAUCAGCAAGCUUCCUCAUCUGGUGGUAGCACUCAAACUACUUCGUCAGGAAGUAACCAACAGGCAUCCUCUUCAGGAAGUAAUACUCAAACAACAUCAGCUGCCAACAACCAGCAAUCAUCGUCAUCUGGUAGUAAUACCCAAACCACAUCAGCUGCUAAUAAUCAACAGUCUUCGUCAUCUGGUAGUAAUACUCAAACCACAUCAGCUGCUAAUAAUCAGCAGUCAUCGUCUUCUGGUAGUAAUACCCAAACCACAUCAGCUGCUAAUAAUCAACAGUCUUCGUCUUCUAGUAGUAAUACCCAAACCACAUCAGCUGCCAAUAAUCAACAGUCUUCAUCUUCGGGUGGUAGUACACAGACAACUUCGGCAGCUAAUAACCAACAAUCGUCAUCCUCAGGAAGUAACGCACAAUCAACAUCAGGGAACAACCAACAAUCUUCUUCUUCUGGAGGUAGUAGUCAAACAGGUUCUACCGCAAGUAAUCAACAAUCAUCAUCAAGUGGUAGUGGUACUCAGACAACGGCUUCUGGAAGUAAUCAACAAUCAUCAUCAAGUGGUAGUGGCACCCAGACAACGGCUUCUGGAAGUAAUCAACAGUCUUCAUCAAGUGGUAGUGGCACACAGACAACGGCUUCUGGAAGUAAUCAACAGUCUUCAUCAAGUGGUAGUGGCACUCAGACAACGGCUUCUGGAAGUAAUCAACAGUCUUCAUCAAGUGGAAGUGGUACUCAGACAACGGCUUCUGGAAGUAAUCAACAGACUUCUUCAAGUGGUAGUGGUACUCAGACAACAGUAUCCGGGAGUAAUCAACAAUCUUCCGGUAGUCAGGGUUCAUCAACUACAUCAAAUCAGUCUGGAUCAACAUCAGGAUCAAACUCACAAACAACAUCGUCAGGAAAUAAUCAAGGUUCCACGAUUAGUGCUGGUCAAGUUACACCUCCUCAACAAACAACCACUCCUAAACCUCACCCGACUCAGAGUACUAAGCCACAACCGGGUCAACCAAGUUAUCCAAGCCAACCUAGUGGUCCCAGUCAACCGAACAAACCAAGCAAUCCUAAUCAACCGGUAUACCCCAGUCAACCGAGUGGUCCAAGCCAACCCGGUUAUCCCAGCCAACCUGGAUACCCCAGCCAGCCUGGGCACCCAAGCAAACCUGGAUACCCUAGUCAACCUAGUGGUCCAAGCCAGCCCACACACCCUAAUCAACCCGGAUACCCAAGCCAACCUAGCUACCCUAGCCAACCUGGAUAUCCAGGUCAACCGAGUGGACCAAGCCAACCCGGUUAUCCGAGCCAACCUAGCCAACCUGGAUACCCAAGCCAACCAGGUUAUCCAAGUCAACCUGGUCAACCUAGUCAACCAGGAUAUCCAAGUGCCUCCAGUCAACCAACGUACCCGAGUACACCAAAUCAACCUAUUUCCCAAGGCCCUUGUAAGCCAGGAGAAUGUCCAGGUGAAGGAUUCUACCCGGUGCAAGGAGAUUGCUCUAAAUUUAUUAGAUGUGUCAAUAAUGGAGCUGGAUACACAAAGUAUGAGUUUACUUGUGGUGCUGGUACUGUGUGGGAUCCAGACAUUAUCGGAUGUAACUACCCAGGAGCAGUGAAAAGGAACGACUGUAAGGACUCGAGCACUAGUUCAGCACAGCCAGGUGGGCAAUCAGGAUACCCAGGACAACCAGGACAACCGGGACAACCAGGUCAAUCGGGACAACCAGGUCAACCAGGCCAGCAAGGUCAGCAAGGAUAUCCAGGACAACCUGGACAACCAAGUCAGCCAGGAUAUCCAGGACAACCAGGGCAGCCGGGACAACCGGGACAACCAGGACAGCCUGGUGGGCAGCCAGGAUAUCCAGGACAGCCAGGACAACCAGGGCAGCCGGGACAACCGGGACAACCAGGACAGCCUGGUGGGCAGCCAGGAUAUCCAGGACAACCAGGGCAGCCGGGACAGCAAGGUCAGCAAGGAUAUCCAGGACAACCUGGACAACCAAGUCAGCCAGGAUAUCCAGGACAACCAGGGCAGCCGGGACAACCGGGACAACCAGGACAGCCUGGUGGGCAGCCAGGAUAUCCAGGACAUCCAGGACAACCAGGGCAGCCGGGACAGCUGGGACAACCAGGACAGCCUGGUGGGCAGCCAGGAUAUCCAGUACAACCGGGACAGCCGGGACGGCCGGGACGGCCAGGAGGAUCUGAAGGACGGCCAUCAGGAACAUCACCAAUGACUCCUGAGCCCACAACUCCAAAACCAACAAAUGGACAGUGUUCAUCAGAAGGGUUCUUCCCAGUCGAAGGAGACUGCAGUAAAUUCUUCAGGUGUGUGAAUAGCGGAGCUGGAUUUACUAAGUACGACUUUAGUUGUGGUCCAGGAACAGUAUGGGACCCAGAGAUCACCGGAUGUAAUCAUGCUUGGGCCGUUAAGAGGCAAGAUUGUGGAUCAAGUUCGGGAGGGACAGAUGAGAGUAAUGAGAUUCCAGGAUCAGAAGGUUCUAUUAAACCCAUUCACCAGGGACCAAGUCAGCCAGGUUAUCCAGGACAGCCAGGACAGCCAGAUCAACCAGGACAACCAGGACAACCGGGACAACCGGGACAACCAGGACAACCGGGACAACCAGGUCAGUCAGGGCAAUCUGGCUCACAACCGGGAUAUCCAGGGCAACCGGGACAACCAGGACAGCCAGGCCAGCCAGGACAACCAGGGCAACCAGGGCAGCCAGGACAUCCAGGACAGCCAGGACAAUCUGGUGGACAGCCAGGAUAUCCAGGGCAACCAGGACAGCCAGGACAACCGGGACAACCAGGAGGACAAGGACGGCCAUCAGGAACGUCACCAAUGACUCCAGACUCCACUACUCCUCAACCUGUAUCACAUGGAGACUGUUCCUCUGAAGGUUUCUUCCCAGUUGAAGGAGACUGCAAUAAAUUUUACAGAUGUGUAAGUAACGGUGCUGGGUUUACAAAAUACGACUUUAGUUGUGGACCAGGUACUGUCUGGGAUCCAGAGAUAACAGGUUGUAAUCAUCCCUGGGCCGUAAAACGUAAAGACUGCAAAACGGGCCCUGGUGGAACUGAUGAAAGCAAUGAAAUACCGGGAUCAAUGAAUCAAAACAAACCGGAGCAUCCAGGACAACCUGGUCAGCCUGGUCAACCAGGUAGCCAGUACCCAGGGCAACCAGUACAACCAGGACAGCCGGGACAACCAGGACAGCCUGGUCAGCCUGGUCAACCAGGUAGCCAGCCAGGAAAUCCAGGACAACCAGGGCAACCAGGGCAACCUGGUGGACAACCAGGAUAUCCAGGACAGCCAGGACAACCGGGGCAACCAGGACAACCAGGGCAGCCUGGACAACCAGGGCAGCCAGGACAACCAGGACAACCAGGACAACCAGGACAACCUGGCGGACAGCCAGGAUAUCCAGGAUAUCAAGGACAGCCAGGACAGCCUGGUCAGCCAGGUCAGCCAGGACAGCCAGGUCAGCCAGGACAACAGGGGCAACCAGGACAACCGGGGCAACCUGGACAGCCAGGACAAGGUCAGCCAAGCCAACCUGGUCAGCCGGGACAACCAGGGGAACCAAAUCAUAGUACCUCUCCACCUUGUGAGACAAAACCACCUAGCAAAAUUGUCUGCAACAAAGCAGGUUUCUACCCACAUCCUACGGAUUGCAAGAAGUUCUACCGCUGCGUUGACUGGGACGAUGGUAAAGGAGAGAGGUUCUCAGUAUACCACUUUGACUGUGCUCCUGGAACUAUCUGGGAUCCUGCAAUUGAAACCUGCAACCAUCCGGAGUCUGUUUACCCACCGAGAGAUUGCAGUGGAGGUGGAUCAUCACCGGGACCUAGCGAGGAAAGGAACAAUUCCACUGAACCAUCUACUGGGGGAACUGAACCAACCGAGGGAACUACUAACUUGGAGUCUACAAGUGAGGGUACUACUUACGAAUCAACGCCAGGAUCUACUACAGAAGACAAGACUACAGAGGGAACUACAAUCACGGAGAGCACGAGUGUUGAGACGACGUACCAAUCAACUACUGAGGGAACUACUAACACAGAGUCGUCUACUCCUGGUGCCACUGAGACUUCAACACCUGGACCUACUGAGACUUCUACGCCUGGAGGUACCGAGACCACCUCUGGAGGAACAGAGUCUUCAACUCCUGGCAACACCGAGAGUUCAACUCCAGGUACGGAAUCAACAACAGACUCUACGACCCCAGGAAACACCGAGCUCUCCACGGAAGGCUCUACCGGAACCCAACCCAUGUCUACUGACUCACCCUCAACACUCCCCCCUGGAACCGACACCUCUUGUCCGACCCUGGAGGAGGGUCAGAUCCAUCUGGUCUGCCCCACUGGCUUCCGAAGACACCCUAAACACUGUAACCUCUUCUACCAAUGCACCAGCUCUCCAGACAAUCACGAUCUCAAGGUUUUGGUCUUGAGCUGUGUGAAUGGAACUGUCUACGAUGAGAAGAAAGUGCAAUGUUUACCUCCAGAAGAGGCAGCACCUUGCCAAGGGACGAUGAUGGCUCGAAGACUGACCAGAAGACUGGCAGAUGGAUCUAUGCCUCCUGUGGAGGUCACCACCCGUCGCAGUCUCUGCCCGGCCGAAGGUCACUUCCCCUACGAGGGAGACUGCCUGAGGUUCUACAAGUGUCGUCGGUCCAACGGCCGCAUGCACGGCGCCCUCUUCCAGUGUCCAGAGGGCUACGUCUUCUGGGACGUCUCCAGAAGGUGCGAGAAGUCGGCGAAGAUCCCAGAAUGCUCGAGAGGAGGACCCAAGAGACUUUGGCGCCCGACUAGCGCGCCUUUAGAAACAACUGAACUCGGCGUGCGGUAGUUAGGUUAGGUUAGGCUUCCCUCCAAAAUGAAAUACUUUCCCGCGUUCACGACAUAGAUUCGUAGCGAACGAAUACACACGAAAAGUUCAAAUUGUAAAGAAAUGCGCGUAUGAACACAAAUUGUUAGGUUAGGUUUAGUUAGGUUUCUCUUUCAAAUGAAUUGCUUUCCCGCGUUUACGACAGUUUUAUAGUGAACGAAUUUCAUACAAAAAGUUUUUAGUUUAACAUAUGCACGUACACACAAGUUUUAGGCUGGAUAGGUUUCCCUCCAGAUUAAAUGUUUCCCCCGUUUGUGACGCAGUUAAUUUUAACAACCAAUUCCCACACAAAAAAUUACAAUAGCUAUAUUUGCUCAGGUCUUUACUCAUCUGUUAUGUAUUAUGUGUACCUAAUAAUACAUUCACCCAACACAGUAUACAUUUUAGCAAUCGUAAAUUUGUUAAAUUCUCUAAAUACUGCCUUAUUUACACUGCCAUUUUCUUAAACGUGCAUUAUUUACCAUAAUAUCACAAAUAUACAUUCCACAAAAUGCAACUUCGACUUAACUAAGGAAACUUGCAAUAUUCCACGUGCCAAACCAUUAGUAGCCUUUAAGUUCGUUUUCCAAGUUAGGCCUAUCUAGGAUAAGUUAGAGUUAAGAAAUUAUGAUCAUUUAGUCAAGAGAAACAGGAUUUUAAGAAAUAAACACCAUUUAAAAUGUUUUUAUACUAUAAAAAUAAGAUGUUGUAAACAUGUUUAUUUAUUUAUGUUUAACACGUACGCCAUAAUCAUUGAUUUAGCAAUAAAAUAAUUUAAUUCGUAACUAGCGGACUAAAUGACAGGCAUUAAAACAUUGUAGAAAAAUUUAACUUGAAAUUUAUUUUUGGUCAAUAUUAUACUAGUCCGCUGCACCCUGUGAAUAUAAAUAAGCUUAGGUGUAAAUGCUUUAUUUAUGUGCAUCAUUUGUACUAGGCCAUAUAAUGGUGUUAACUUGUUGGAAAUACACCAUUACUUCGUUUCAUAUCGAAUGUUCCGUUCAAAUUUCUGCACAUCUUUUACUUGCAGAAACGUGCAUCAUUCAAGAAACUUAUUUCAUUCACU
Macrosteles quadrilineatus (aster leafhopper) is the source of this 7554-nucleotide messenger RNA. Its product is annotated as collagen alpha-1(XXVII) chain-like. The transcript has 6 exons. The coding region runs from base 48 to 6473 and encodes 2141 amino acids. The record is from RefSeq and is a predicted model, not a curated record. Gene Ontology annotation, cellular component: extracellular region. Gene Ontology annotation, molecular function: chitin binding. Lineage: Eukaryota; Metazoa; Arthropoda; Insecta; Hemiptera; Cicadellidae.